Messenger RNA from Protopterus annectens (West African lungfish), 4000 nucleotides. Its product is annotated as thymic stromal cotransporter homolog. The record is from RefSeq and is a predicted model, not a curated record. Gene Ontology annotation, molecular function: transmembrane transporter activity. NCBI's taxonomy places the organism in Eukaryota, Metazoa, Chordata, Ceratodontiformes, Protopteridae. Gene Ontology annotation, biological process: transmembrane transport. The transcript is spliced from 4 exons. Gene Ontology annotation, cellular component: membrane. The coding region runs from base 93 to 1349 and encodes 418 amino acids.
UAUCACUUCUUGCCAACACUUGCCCUUCAGAUAGAAUGGAAUAGUAAUACAGGCUGCUUUAUCUCUAAUCUGCACAUCAGAUAUUUUAGAAAAUGUGGUGUUUCCUGAUGAACGUGGCUCCUGUCGUAAUAUUUAAAACUCUUGCAGAAUCCUUCUAUGAAGCAACACUCCUGAUGGUCGUGUACAGUCGUUGCAAUGGCACAAGAGAUAACAUCACUCAUAAUGGGAUGCAGUCUGAAUCUGCACAGUUCUAUCUUAUUUAUUACAUAAUUUCAUAUUUAGUUCCACUACUGCCUGCAAUGUUUUUGGGGAAUUUGGCAGAUAGGAGUAGUUAUAAAAUUCUGACUGUAAUCCCCUUACUUGGAUAUCUUCUAGGAAGAUCAUUUCUCCUGUUUACUGAGAUCUUUGAACUGCCGAUAUACGUUAUGUUCAUAGGAAAUACUAUCACUGGACUUUGUGGAGGAUAUCCAGCAUAUUGGACAGGUAUCAGUGCCAUCACUGCUUUAAGAUCGACAAACAACAACCGCAGUGUAAGGCUGAGUUCCAUGGAUUUUACAUCUGGGAUGGCAGCAUUGCUUGGUAGUAUAUUGUCUGGACAUAUCUUUAUGGUAAAAAAUAAUCACACUGGGUUACCUAUAACAGUUCUGUGUUUGACCCUGUAUACAUUAAGUGUGGUAUACUCAGCAUUUAUAAUGAAAUAUCCAUCUGUUACUGGAAGUGAGAAGAAAAGGCUUCUGCCUUCCCCAAGUGAAGAAAAGGACAUGAGAGCUAUUUUUUAUUUGUUUGCUGCUGCAAAUAUUUUUUAUCUUGGCAUGCUUGGUGGGGAGAAUGUGAUCUCCCUGUUUGUUCUAAAGCCCCCACUCAGCUGGGAUGCAGUCUGGGUAGGGUACGGAAAUGCUGCAGCCAAUAUGAUGUACUUCACCAGUUUUCUAGGAGUGCUGAUUGGUUCCAAGUACCUGAGUGACACUUCUCUUAUCCAUAUAGGAAUUGUAUCUAACUGUGCUGGAAUGGUAAUGAUGGCUUCAGUGAACCAAACCUACCUCUUCUUUGUUGCUCGAGGUGUUAUGAUGUUUUCUUGUGUUCCGUUGCCAACCAUGAGAUCACAGCUUUCUAAGGUCACAGAUGAAGCCUCUUAUGGAUACACCUUUGCCUGGAUGCAGUCUUCCACAGCGUUCAUGUCUGUUAUCUCAACUAUAGUGUUCAACUCUGUCUAUCCAAUUACUCUGGAGUGGUACAGUGGAUUCUGCUUGCUGCUUUCAGCUGGAAUCAGCCUGCUGAGUAUGCUUCCGACAUGCUUUUUUCAUUUUAGAAUGAAACAAAUUGGUUAUGCUAGAAUUUCUGAAGAAUAAUGAAAUCUAAGACAUUUACAACCAUCUCUACCUAAAUCUAAGUCGACAUUCAACAAAUUCAGAUGCUCUUUAUGUAUGCAGAAGUGUGAUAUUUACUGCUAUACAUUCUUUAUCUUUUUCAAAUCAUUGCAUAUGUCAUCCUGCAAGUUAUUACAACCUUCUCAACAGGAAUUAAAAUCUGUGCCAACUGUACAUUUUUAGUGUUGCUGAUUUUCCAACUUUUAAAUAUUAUUGCAAUAAGCUGCAAAAAUGAAAUGUUUUGGAAUGGAUUGGAUAAUAAGCUACUUAUAAAUGUAUUUGUUUUUUAAAAAUGUAUUUCUUUUGUAUCACUUGAAUGAAUGCAAAAGCAGUGUAAUAAGGAACCACAAAGUAAGAGAGAUGCAUAUUAAAUAAUCAGUUACCCCUAUUGGUAGACAGAUGAGCAGGAAUUAAAAUGCCCUUGUGCAUUGGUAAAUAACUGAGGGUCAAAUUUCAUGUCUGCUCUAAGGAUGCACUAAACAAAGUCAACAUGUACCCAUUCAGUAGGAUAGUUCUUUAACAGUCCUUCUGUCUGAGUCCAAAGUAGGCUUCUUGACUGAGGGCUCGUUCUUCAGUUUUCUAGAACUAGAUUGAAGGUGGGAAAAGGGGUACACAUAUUUGAUGGUGGCUGAUGGUGAGGUAGUGGGUUGUCAUCUAAAUCUGCACGAGCCAUAUCAUUGCAGAAUCACUUCCCAAGCACUUUGCAGUCUCACUUUUCAAAGGCAAUGUCUACAGUAUUGUGCUACCAUAUAAUAUUGAAUACAGAUGAUUACAUUAUAGUUAUGCAAAUGCACCGAUAUCUUAUGUUGUGUAUGCACAGCUUUGAAAACUGCCAUCUACAUCUAAAGGAUGCUUUCACUCAUGAUGACCUUUUUGCAUGCAAUAAUAACAUAAGUUAUGCCAUAUGGCAGCUUUCACAACAGGGUUACACUUGUUUUUCUGAAUUUUGUGUAAUAAUAAUAAUAUGCAAGAGGAUAGCUUAUUCAAGUGAGCUGUUACAAAUACCUACAGAUUACCACUGACAGUGUUUAUUUUUUUUCCUGCAAAGACAUGCACACACAAACACUCACACAGGCUCAAACCAGCUACUGUCUCCAUAGACAAAUAUUAUCAAACUAUAUAAUACACAGGGAGCCAGAAAUGAUUUCUGUCUUUACUGUGCAUUCAUCUUUGUACAUAAACUGCUCUUCUAAAUUUACCACUGCCCCCCUCCCAUAGCCAAACCUUCAAGCUGGCAUUUUGGGUCUUACAACUGCCCUGGCAUAUCAUACCCUAUUAGUGGGUAAAAAGAUAGCCCAUCAGUUUUAUCCAGUUUUAUGAAAUCAUGUGUCAGUCAUGAUUUUUAAAAAGACAUUGACUGUCCCAUUUGUAAAAUGAGAUUGCUAUAAAUAGGAUCUCUCCUUAACUCAUAAAGUGCACAGUAACCCUGGACUUGAUUAUAUUUGCAACUGCGACAAAGAGGGCACAAUGACCUGUAGAGGACUUUCCAUUCCAUGAAAGAAUAGUUUAGAAAUUUGCAGCUGAACAGACUUUUGACUAGCUUGCUUUGAUUGAAAAUUAACCUGGUUUUGCCAAUAUCAAAGAAAUGGUAGGGAAUUUAACACUGUGCCUUAUUAAGAUAAUUGAUCUAUCACUCACCCCCAUGUCACACCAGAAGAACAUCUCUCCUUCACUUUCUUUAUAUCCCUUUCUGUCAGACCUCCAUAGCUCUGCACAUCCCAGAGCAUUUUUUUUUGCUUUCAAGAUAUCCUCUCCAUCAAACUGGCCCUGCUUGGUAGCCUUCUUUGCAGUUUAUGUUGUUAAUCUCCUCAUCUACUCUGACAUGUCAGACAUGCUUGUGCCUUCUGCAUAAUUAUUUCACUUUACAGAGAUGAUCACUGUUACUUCAUAGCAUGCCUCUGCUAAAAAUGACAACACAGUAUAGAUGUACACAAGAAUACUCAGGUUAUGAUGAAGGUUAAAUCAUGCUAAGUGUCUUCCCUCAUCCAUUACUCAGGGAUAGCUGGGCUAGGCAUCCCGUAACUAGUAGUCUUCAACAAUAUUAGCAGGUGUCCACAGAAAGCAGCAGGCACAAUCUGAAAACAGAGUCACAGUCUAGAGAUAUGCUCACAGAGCUCCUGCAGUUUUCCCUUUUUCAUUUGACAGCUAAUAGUACAGUCUAGCAUCAGUUCAUCUCUGCUGACUUGCAGUCAAUAAAUUAGAAACAUGAACAUGAAACCCUUUAGGGCUCCAUAGUACGACACACAAUUACCCAAUCCUUCCUCUAUCCCUUGGUAGAGCUCUCGAGGACCUGCCCAGUCUUCCCUUCACAGAUGACCAUGACAUGAAUUAAAUCCAUUUCAAAAUUUCCAAAUCAAUGCUAUGGGCAUUGAAAUAUCUCAACAGAGUCAUUGCAUUAUUUUUUUUUAACCUGGUAGUAAGACAAUCACUGUGCUCAAAAAUGCUCACAUACAGUAGAUGUUGCUUGCUGCCUCUGACUAAUAAAAUCAAUUCAAAAAUAUAAUUUUUAACUAAUGCAACUUGCACAACAGUGACUUUGUAUAGAAUUUUUUUUUUUUUUUAACUCUUUGCUCACAUGAUUAAAAGCUGUUGAAUAUCAAACCUUUUUUUUAAAUGUAAAUAAAUAAAAUAAA